AUGAGGAAUCGUCUGCUGCAAACCAAACACAGUGCCAAUGGUGACCUUAAUGCUGAUAGUGCCAGGAAAGAGACAACCUCCAUGGAUCUAACACCAACCUCCAGCAUUACUCCUCAUCGAAAUCGACCACAGUCUCAGUUUAGUUCACAGCAAGCCCUGCGACUUCAUAAACAAACAGCAUCAUCCAUGUCUCAACAAACACCACAUGUACAACAAUUGGAUUAUUUCACAAACAAUCAUUUUUCAAGGUCUUUUAACAGUUUGAUUUUGGAUGAUAACAGUACUGAAGCUACAUCAAAAAAGACUAUAAACAAGUCCCCACCAUUCAAUGUCAAGACAGAUUACUUGAAUGACAGCAUAGACACAUUUCUUGAUGAAGAUGAAAUAGCCAAUGACACUGAUAUUGACGACGACGGUGAUGAUAAUAAUUACGACGACGACGACUUUAAAGAAAGUGAUGCCGAGCUUAGUGACAAAAUUUACAGAGACAACGAUGCUAACCUCAAAAUUACUCCCGAUAAGACCUCCUCUAGUGAAUCCAGACAGCUAAGUUCAUUCGCAACUCUGAGUCAGCAGUUUGCCAGACCGUCAUUGGGACGUGACUCUUCCAAUUCAACAAUACGAAACUCACAGAGCUCAAUCAAACGGUCUUCGAAGUAUAUCAACCUUUCAAUUGACUCUAGUCUACGAACAUUAGAUGGUGGAAAGAUGCCAGAUGAAAUUGACAAGAUUAGUUUAAAUGAAAUUGACGUCAAGGUCAACGACUAUUCAUCACCUGCCUCAUCAUCGUCACGUCGAGUUGAGGGCAACAAUCCGCUACUACCGUCCACAAGCAAUCAAUUUAAACGACCUCAUAAAUUAAUCAGUCAGUCACCAUCUCCAUCAUCAGCAAAGGUGAAAUUAACGACACUAUCAUCAUCAUCACCUCCACAAUCCAACUUGCAUUCUCCAUCACAAUUAGGCAUUAAACAUUUCAGGGGCUACAAAAUAAAUGAAAAUAUAGUAUCCCCGAUUCGAAAUCGAAAUGCCGAAAGUCCACUAUCCAAAACCCAUGUUUUUGGUCAAGCUAAUAAGCUACGGAAACCCAAUACACCAAUAAUACAUUCAGCUAUUGAAAAUGUCCAACAUGAAUUAUCUCAUACUGAUUUUGAUAAUGACAUAUUUGACAGCCCGUCAAAGAAUAGGAAACUGUCAAAUUCCAAUCAAUCUUCAAUCAUAAUGUACCAAGGUAGUCCAAAACCAGCCACGAUCAAGCAUGUACUGAGUAUUACUCCAUUUGAUGACAAGGAAAAUAAUGAUCUGUUUCGGUUCGUCAAACCUUUACAAACGGCAUUUUCAUCAAAUGGGUUGUUGAAAAAGAAUAUGGUUCAACACACAAAAUCAACAUCAACAAAGCCACCACCCGAAACGCCAAUGAAACGAAAUCCACUAACCAUGAUCAACACAAAUAAACCGCUCUAUUUACGGUUUGAUCACGACAAUAAUGGCGAUUUGUCACAUAUAGUGGAGCAAGAUGAACAUGAUCAUCCGAUAGAAGUUGGGAGAGAUAUUGGUGUUGAUGAUACUUUGAAUCUAAGUGACAUUCAAAGGUCACAUUUCAAAAUCAUGCCUUCUUCACUGGAAGUGUCAAACAAAGUUGUCGAGCUGCAACAACACGACUUGGAAGUGAUUUUUACCUCGGAUAUAGAACUCGAUGAUGAAGGGUCAAUGAUACCGGAGACUCCAACAAAGAAACAUUUUGGCCAAGUACAUCAUCACCAGCCUGUGCUGGCUACUACUCACCUUGCUGCUUCACCAUCAGCUCCAUCGAAGCAACUACCACCAUCAUCAACUGUUAUGAAACUCGAUAAACUUGAUAAACUACAAUUUUACCCAAGACCUAAGGGCUACAAGUUUGGCACACCUUCAACACCAGUUCAUUGGGGGUUGGACAAUGCAAAAGAUCCUCUUUUGAAAGACAACCCUGUGGAAUUGCCACCAUUGAAUGAAAACGAUCAAUUACGAUUGAGUCAACACCACCACCACCACCACCAUCUGUUCCUCAACGCUUAUCCUGCUAAAAUCGAUGAGCAUUUAAUCAACAAAUUUGGAAUGAAGAACUUGAAAUACAUUGGACAUGGUGAAUUCAGCAUAUGUUUUGAAUGUGUGUUUAACGAGGAGAAAUUUGCCAUCAAGAGAACCAAAAAGCCAAUUAUUGGCAAGUUGGACAAACAAACGAUAAUGAGGGAAAUUGAUGCCCUUAGGACUCUUUCAAGUAUCAAAGAUAAUGAAGAUGAAAAUUUGGCUGAAGAACAACAGGGCAAAGAAAAUCUAGUUUAUUUCAUUGAAGCUUGGGAUUUUGACAAUUAUUAUUACAUCAUGACGGAAUAUUGUGAAGGUGGAACCCUUUAUGAUUUUUUGGAAGAUAACAAACAUUACAAGAUUGAUGAGUAUAGGAUAUGGAAAAUGAUUAUUGAAUUGGCCAAUGGAUUACGAUUUAUUCAUCUGAAGAAUUAUCUUCAUCUUGAUUUGAAACCAGCAAACAUAUUCAUUACAUUUGAAGGGUAUUUAAAAAUUGGUGAUUUUGGUUUAGCUACGAAACUACCGAUUUUAGAAAAGGAUUUUGAUUUGGAAGGUGAUCGUAAUUAUAUUGCUCCUGAAUUGAUUGAUGACAAGAUUUAUACCCCAUUUGCUGAUAUUUUCAGUCUUGGACUAAUCAUUUUGGAAAUUGCUGCCAAUAUCAUUUUGCCUGAUAACGGGACUCCAUGGAGGAAAUUACGUAGUGGAGAUUUAAGUGAUGCCGGUCAAUUAUCCAGUGAUAACAUUUCCAUGUUUUUACAAACACAUAAUAAACCAGAGACUUCAAGUUCGUCAAAUACAAAUUUCAGCUCAUCGGCACAUUCAUUAUCAUUGAAUCCGCAUUUCAAAUCACGCUCAACGAUUGAAAAUAAUGGUAGUAAUGAUAAUACCAUUGACGUUGUUGCUGUUCAUGACUUGAUCCCAACUUGGGCUCCAUCUUUCUUGGUGGGAGAGUCGAAUGCAUUGGAUGUGUUGGUAAAUAAAAUGUUGAAGCCAAACCCAUUUGAUAGACCCAGUGCUAGUGCCAUUUUGGAAAUGGACGAAUGUGUCUUGAUUGAAAAUAGAAGGAAAUGUGGUGCUACGAUUUUUGAAGGUGAAUUUGGAAGUCCCCCCGAUGAUGAAACGCAAUAA
Messenger RNA from Lodderomyces parapsilosis, 3189 nucleotides. RefSeq names its product tyrosine protein kinase (gene SWE1). Gene Ontology annotation, molecular function: ATP binding; protein kinase activity. NCBI's taxonomy places the organism in Eukaryota, Fungi, Ascomycota, Pichiomycetes, Serinales, Debaryomycetaceae. Bases 1 to 3189 code for a protein of 1062 amino acids. Gene Ontology annotation, biological process: protein phosphorylation. The record is from RefSeq and is a predicted model, not a curated record. The transcript has a single exon.